CGGAUGUUCCGUUCUUGCUCGAGCUAGCAGAGCAGAACACAAACGGCCGCUUCCGCAUUGCUUCCUUGUUUAUUAGAUUGAGGGAAAACAGUGACUUUAGAAGAAAAAAAGUUUACUUUUUCUUUCUCUGGAAGCGGCGGGAACUCCUCCUCAAGAUAUUCGAACUCCAAGAUACCUGAAGUGCUCUCACAGAAGAAGCUGUCCACGUUUAAUCUCCAGGAGUGAACAAGUGUCUGCUCUUGAAUGGCCACAGCUGCAGAGGAGCCUCCAGGGCUACAGGGCCCCUCUGGGUACCUGCAGAGUCAGUUCUGGAGGAGACUGUCUUCUCUCAGAGAUUCGCCUGGUACUCGAAAAAAUGCUGCUAUUGAGGGACCAAGCACCACCAUGACUCAGAACAUGAAAAAGACUAUCGGCCACAGAGGAAUCGAUCCCACUGGAGAGACAACGUACAAGAAGACGACAUCAUCAGCCCUGAAAGGUGCCAUCCAGUUAGGCAUCACGCACACAGUGGGUAGCUUAAGCCAGAAACCUGAGAGAGAUGUGCUGCUGCAGGACUUUGAAGUGGUGGAAAGCAUUUUCUUUCCCAGUGAGGGGAGCAACCUGACACCAGCCCACCAUUAUGGAGACUUCAGGUUCAAGACGUAUGCACCGAUCGCCUUUCGCUACUUCAGGGAAAUGUUUGGCAUCCGGCCUGACGACUACAUGUAUUCUCUGUGUAAUGAGGACCUGAUCGAGCUGUCAAACUCCGGGGCCAGUGGAUCUCUCUUCUACCUCUCCAGUGAUGAUGAGUUCAUUAUUAAGACAGUGCAGCACAAAGAGGCUGAAUUUCUACAGAAAUUGCUUCCAGGAUACUUUAUGAACCUAAACCAGAACAAGCGGACCUUAUUACCAAAGUUUUAUGGACUCUACUGUGUCCAGGCAGCGGGGAAGAACAUCCGCAUCGUAGUCAUGAACAAUCUGCUCCCGAGCGCUGUGCGAAUGCACCUCAAGUAUGAUCUGAAAGGCUCCACGUACAAGCGGCGGGCCUCACCUAAAGAGAGAGAAAAGGCCGUUCCAACAUACAAGGACCUGGAUUUCAUGCAGGACAUGCAGGAGGGGCUGCUAAUGGAGGGGGACAAGUACAGUGCUGUUUGCAAGACCAUCCACAGAGACUGUCGGCUUUUGCAAAGUUUUAAGAUUAUGGAUUACAGCCUCCUGGUGGGAGUCCACAACCUAGAUCAGGCUUGUCGAGAGCAGGCCAGUGAAGAGGCGGUGGCCGGAGCUGCGGACCAAAGGAGGCCACCAGGCCAAAAGUCCCUGUACAGCACGGCUAUAGAGGCCAUCCAGGCUGAUGCAGGGAGCAUGGGAUCAGAGGACACGGAGGACAAAACUGGAGGCAUCCCAGCACGGAACUCAAAAGGCGAGAGGCUGCUGGUGUAUAUUGGUAUCAUUGACAUUCUGCAGUCCUACAGAUUCGUAAAGAGGCUCGAACACUCGUGGAAAGCUCUGGUUCACGAUGGGGACACUGUAUCAGUGCACAGACCUGGAUUCUAUGCAGAAAGAUUUGAGAAGUUCAUGUGCAAUGCGGUCUUCAGGAAGAUCUCAUUGAAGACCUCCCCAUCUAAGAAGCGCCGUGCUGUGGCACAUGGGCCUUUGAAAAAGACAGCUGGCUCUGGGCCUUUACUGAUGACCCAAACCAGCGGCAACAACCAGCACCCUUUACUUCAGCAUCAAGUCAGCACCGACACCAUAGAAAACACUGAAGGAGACAACGUCAUGCAGUCAGGUCGCCCCGACCUCCUCCCAAAGAGCUUACCUCCCAGCGGCGCUGUUGGCAACACAACCGUCGCCUCCUCCGUGGGAAACCCUGGAUUUGCUCCUACAAGUCAGAAUCUGCCUCAGGAUUCCAGCAGGUCAGCAGGAUUGGAUUCAAACAACACGGCGAGCAAAGACAAGGAGCACAGCACCCCCAAGAGCGCUCAGUUUGGGACCCUUGAAGAAAGUAUUGGUGCUGAGGAUGUGAUCUCACUCAGUGACAUUGUUCCUAACACAAGCAAAUGCUCUGUAUAGCUGGGCGAAGGAGACAUGGACUGAAAUGAACUGAAACAAACUUUGAGUUUGUUAUGAGCACAGAGGAAAUGUUACAGUUCCCCUUGGUGUGAUUUAAGGUACCAACAUUGAAAAGUUAUAGAGUGAAUCAGCUCAACUAAGGGGGAUAUUAAUGUUUUGUUGUUUUUGUUGUUGUUGACGUUUUUGCACUUUGAUUUCCACAUCUCAACAUGGAAUGAGCACGUAAGUGGGUGGUUAUGUUCCGACACUAGUUAUUGAGGGUGCAUUAAUGCUGUGGUUAUCAAACACUAUUAUUCAUCUCAAAGGAAUGCUUCCAUGCACAACCAAAGAUUGUUCUUGGCACUGAUGUGCUCAGUUAAACCAGCAUUCUUCUAACAUGAGGACUUUGCCUUAUGAGAGAACUUUUUAUUUAAGCGUAGUUACAAAAUUAAUUGUCUCCUCUUUUGUGUUUACCAAACUAGUGCAGCACAUCCUCAUGCAUACGUGCUCUGUAAAAGCCAGAACCUAGAGGACUGUUUCUGAUCCUUUUGAGUCAAAUGCUUUCGCAGAAAUCCAUGUAAUUUGGGUUGUGAACACAAUUUUUCUUAAUAAAAAGGUUUUAAUUUCUGUAUUGAUACAAGGUAAGCUGCUGUUUCUUAAGCUUACUCUGAAUACAAAUGAUGCUGGAAAAGAGGUGAUCCUCAGUUUGCGGUUUCUAUUUAACCAGCAGUUGUAAUGGACCUGUGCUAUUUUUAAGACUGUGAAUCCUUAAAUGUCAUCUCUCUCAAGUUCAGGUCUUAGGGGUUUUAGAACAUGAGGGGUUAUAUGCUUGUACACUCUGCAAUCUGAUAUCAGUUUCAGGUUUAGGGUGUAGGCUGGGUUAUGUCCAGAUGUGACCAGAGAACUAAUGCUCAGAUGACAGCAAGGUGACCUGGGGCCUGUCUCAUAAAGUUAGAUUAAGUCAGCUAAUUUUAAUAGAAACCUUGUCUUGUUCAUUGUCAGAGAGUGCCCAAGUUUUAGUUUGAGUUUUGUUGCAAUGUCAACUAAUCUAGCAAUGCAGUUCAGCUCCUUCAGCUUGUUCUCCAUUCAGAUUCAAAGGUGUUUCGCUGGGGCAGCAAAACAGAGUUAAGUUAAUUAUUGAAGUAACUGUAGUAAAUAAAACUGACUGAUGCAAACUUAUCUGACGGUCAGUGCAUAUUGUAACAAUGUCGCCCCCCAAGAACAUAAUCUCCAAUGUGUAACUGUGAGUAGAAAUACUCCCAUAGACCCAUUAAUAGGACACUAUCAUAUAUAACUACAGGUCAUCAGCAUGAUUAAUGUCAUUUAUGCAACGUGCCCACUAACAUCAUGGAGUUGUGUAACUACAGCACCUGUGGUUGGUGUGUGUGUGCGUAUGUGCGUGCAUGUGUUAAUGAUGUAACACUAUUUGAUUGAUGUGUUAUCUAUUUUAUUUUAUAUUUGAGUGGUGAACUUAGCAUUUCCCAAACAAUACUCCUAUUAAUUGGCAGUAAAUACAGCCUUUAUCGCUGCUGUUUCCUGUUUCACCACAUCUCUUAUCAAGUUCAUUUUUGUUGAUGUUGCAUGAUGCGAUUGGUUUUUGGUAAAGACGAGUUAACGGAGCACGUUGUGUGAGUUUUGUGAGACAGGUCAUCGGUGUAAUGUGUAGUGAGGCUGGAUAACCUCCAGAGGUUUUUGAGACAGGCCCCAACUAUCAUAUAGAUGCUAUUUUUUUUCUUCAUUAGCAACAAAUGGUGAUGGCUGCCUGGUGUGUAUAGUACAACUUGUUAACUCAAACUAGUAGAUGCAGUGUUGGUGGUUCCAAAGUAGAUGCACAGCGAUUUAACCUAAGGUUCCACUUGCGACAUUUGGAAAAAAAUGGAACGUUUCAAAAUGAAUUUUUAGUCUUACAGCAUAAAAGAAAUCAGUCAUUUGAAAGAUGAAUCGAAUGCUUAGAAGAACUAUGCAACAAAAGUCUUUGUUUACUCUUUAAAUGAUUCCCCCACCAAGAUUAGAUGAACAACCAUCAUGUGCGAUUUUUAUACAUCCUGUAGAUGGUCUGCGGCAGUUAUUUUACUCUACCAGCUGUGGUUUCAAACUGUCUCCUGGACAAUGCUCUGUCCUAAUAUAUUUAAAGUGAAACGGUGCCUUAUUGUAAAAACACAUGCAGCCUAUGAACCAAACAUGUAAAUAGUCAAGUGUAUUAUAGUAUUUAUUAUUGUAUGUAUUGCUCUGGUUUCCAAAAUGUUUAUUAAUGGUGAUGUGGGAUUGAAAAUGUGCCUUUUUUCUCGCCCAGCAAACCUGUAUCAAAAGGCAUCCAGCUAUAGAAGUAGUCCUUUGUUCUUUGCAAUGAUUUUGAUUGUUAAUACAACGACUGGUGAAUCAUCCUCUGUAUGCUUUAAUUCGUAUUCACUUGCCUUUGAAGUAUGUACAAUAAAUGUGUGCACAUCCGUAGACAAGAAUCACAAAAAUGCCUUUUCACAGAACAUGUAUUCAGACGUUCUCUCUCUCUUUCUCUUUGGGAGAUGUCGUGUUUUUGUACACUUGCACCUGAAGUUAUUAAAGAAUAAACGCCUUGUUACUUUGGUUUGAUUAUA
Molecule: messenger RNA, 4622 nt
Organism: Acanthopagrus latus (yellowfin seabream)
Lineage: Eukaryota; Metazoa; Chordata; Actinopteri; Spariformes; Sparidae
Product: phosphatidylinositol 4-phosphate 5-kinase type-1 alpha-like
Exons: 17
Coding region: 244-2049 (601 amino acids)
Biological process (GO): phosphatidylinositol metabolic process
Molecular function (GO): phosphatidylinositol kinase activity
Source: RefSeq, a predicted model, not a curated record